AGUAUGUUUUGCAGACAAGACCCAGAGAAGUCCAGACUGGACUUGUUGCAGACUGCAAAACUGCCAUUGGAAGGCCUCCGUCCCAGUCCUUCUACAGAGUAGCCAGUGGGAUUCCCAGCCAUGGGCGAGGUGACAGCAGAGGAGGUGGAGAAGUUCCUGGACUCGAAUAUUGGCUUUGCCAAACAGUACUACAACCUCCACUACCGGGCCAAGCUCAUCUCCGACCUCCUUGGGGCCAAGGAGGCUGCCGUGGACUUCAGCAACUACCACUCCCCGAGCAGCAUGGAGGAGAGCGAAAUCAUCUUUGAUCUCCUGCGGGACUUUCAGGAGAAUUUACAGACAGAGAAAUGCAUCUUCAAUGUCAUGAAGAAGCUGUGCUUCCUCCUGCAGGCAGACCGCAUGAGCCUGUUCAUGUACCGGACCCGCAAUGGCAUCGCAGAGCUGGCCACCAGGCUUUUCAAUGUCCACAAGGAUGCUGUCCUCGAGGACUGCCUGGUGAUGCCCGACCAAGAGAUCGUCUUCCCUUUGGACAUGGGCAUCGUGGGCCAUGUCGCACACUCUAAGAAGAUUGCUAACGUCCCCAACACAGAGGAGGAUGAGCAUUUCUGUGACUUUGUGGACAUCCUCACAGAGUACAAGACCAAGAACAUCUUGGCUUCCCCCAUAAUGAAUGGGAAGGAUGUGGUGGCCAUAAUCAUGGCUGUGAAUAAAGUGGAUGGAUCCCACUUCACCAAGAGAGAUGAAGAGAUUCUUCUCAAGUACCUCAAUUUUGCAAAUCUAAUCAUGAAGGUGUACCACCUGAGUUACCUGCACAACUGUGAAACUCGACGUGGCCAGAUACUGCUGUGGUCUGGGAGCAAAGUCUUUGAAGAACUUACGGACAUCGAACGACAGUUCCACAAAGCCCUGUACACAGUCCGUGCUUUCCUCAACUGUGACAGAUACUCUGUGGGUCUCUUAGACAUGACCAAGCAGAAGGAAUUUUUUGAUGUGUGGCCGGUUCUGAUGGGUGAAGUUCCACCUUACUCUGGUCCCAGGACUCCGGAUGGAAGAGAAAUUAACUUUUACAAGGUCAUUGACUACAUCCUGCAUGGCAAAGAGGACAUCAAAGUCAUCCCGAAUCCACCUCCUGACCAUUGGGCUUUAGUAAGCGGUCUCCCAGCUUAUGUUGCCCAGAAUGGCCUGAUUUGCAACAUCAUGAAUGCGCCUGCGGAGGACUUUUUUGCAUUUCAGAAAGAACCUCUGGAUGAGUCUGGAUGGAUGAUUAAAAAUGUGCUUUCAAUGCCGAUUGUGAACAAGAAGGAAGAAAUUGUUGGAGUGGCCACAUUUUACAAUCGUAAAGAUGGGAAGCCCUUUGAUGAAAUGGAUGAGACGCUCAUGGAGUCUUUGACUCAAUUUCUGGGCUGGUCUGUCUUAAAUCCUGACACCUAUGAGUCAAUGAAUAAACUUGAAAAUAGGAAGGAUAUUUUCCAGGACAUAGUAAAAUAUCAUGUGAAGUGUGACAAUGAAGAAAUUCAGAAAAUCUUGAAAACCAGAGAGGUGUAUGGGAAGGAGCCAUGGGAGUGUGAGGAAGAGGAGCUGGCUGAGAUCCUGCAAGCGGAGCUGCCAGAUGCAGAUAAAUACGAAAUUAAUAAAUUUCACUUCAGUGACUUACCCCUAACAGAACUGGAGCUGGUAAAAUGUGGAAUACAGAUGUAUUAUGAGCUCAAAGUGGUGGAUAAAUUUCACAUUCCACAAGAGGCCCUGGUGCGGUUCAUGUACUCCCUGAGUAAGGGCUACCGCAAGAUCACCUACCACAACUGGCGGCACGGCUUCAACGUGGGGCAGACCAUGUUCUCCCUGCUGGUGACGGGAAAGCUGAAGCGCUACUUCACGGACCUAGAGGCCUUGGCCAUGGUCACUGCUGCUUUCUGCCAUGACAUUGACCACAGAGGCACCAAUAACCUCUACCAGAUGAAAUCCCAGAACCCACUGGCCAAGCUCCAUGGGUCCUCUAUCUUGGAAAGACACCACUUGGAGUUUGGCAAAACACUGCUCAGAGACGAGAGCCUGAAUAUCUUUCAAAACCUCAAUCGUCGACAGCAUGAGCAUGCCAUCCACAUGAUGGACAUUGCAAUCAUUGCCACAGACCUCGCCCUGUAUUUCAAGAAGAGGACGAUGUUCCAAAAGAUCGUGGAUCAGUCUAAGACAUAUGAGAGUGAACAGGAGUGGACACAGUACAUGAUGCUGGAGCAGACACGGAAGGAAAUCGUUAUGGCCAUGAUGAUGACCGCCUGUGAUCUCUCAGCCAUCACCAAACCCUGGGAGGUGCAGAGCCAGGUAGCUCUGCUGGUGGCUGCUGAAUUCUGGGAACAAGGUGACCUGGAGCGCACGGUGCUGCAACAGAAUCCCAUUCCCAUGAUGGACAGAAACAAAGCAGAUGAACUCCCUAAGCUUCAAGUCGGCUUCAUUGACUUUGUUUGCACCUUCGUCUACAAGGAAUUCUCCCGUUUCCACGAGGAGAUCACCCCAAUGUUGGACGGGAUCACCAACAAUCGCAAGGAGUGGAAGGCGCUUGCUGAUGAGUACGAUGCCAAGAUGAAGGUGCAGGAGGAGAAGAAGCAGAAACAGCAGUCGGCCAAGUCAGCAGCCGCAGGAAAUCAGCCGGGGGGAAACCCCAGCCCAGGGGGUGCAACUACAUCCAAGUCCUGCUGCAUCCAGUAACACCACUGGGGAUGUGCUGGCUGGACGGCACCACCCUUUCCUGGGAAGAGAUGACUCAAGCCAGUGGAAGACCACACACCUUGAGAAGUAGAAGAGUCAUAGGAUUUGAAAGCUGUUAGAGAAUUUAGCUUCCAGGACUGUUCAAUCUUUUGGCUUCCCUGGGCCACAUUGGAAGAAUUGUCUUGGGUCACACAUAAAAUACAGUAACACUAAUGAUAGCUGUUGAACUUAAAAAAAAAAAUCGCCAAAAAAAAAAAUUUCAUAAUGUUUUAAGAAAGUUUAUGAAUUUGUGUUGGGCCGCAUUCAAAGCCGUCCUGGGCUGCAUGUGGCCCACGGGCCGUGGGUUGAACAAGCUUGGCUUAUACCUUAUCCAGUGGCUUUUAAACAUUCUUUUAGUCUUGAGAACUGCCUAUUGAGCUAAAACCAAUAUUCUAGCUUUCAUAGACAUCAGUUAAACAUUUAAUUACAUUUAAUUAAUGCCAGAUUCACUGGCUUGCUUAGAAUCAUUUUUGUUCUUAUACUUUCAGUUAAUGUAUUGUAAAAAUUUUCAAUCAUUUUCAAAAGUAGAGAAUUGUACGUUGAAUCCCCACAUACCCAUCACCCAGAUUCCAAUAUCAAGAUUUUGCUACAUGCAUUUCGUCUGUCCUUUUUACAUUUUCUUUUCAAUUUUUUUUCUUACCUGAAGUGUUUAAAGGCAAAUCCUGGCCAGGCGUGGUGGCUCACACCUGUAAUCCCAGCACUUCAGGAGGCUGAGGUGGGCAGACUGCAUGAGCCCAGGAGUCUGAGACCAACCUGAGCAAAAUGGCAAAACCCUGUCUCUACAAAAAAUACAAAAAUUAGCACUCACCUGUAGUCUCAGCUACCUGGGAGGCAGAGGUGAGAGGAUCUCUUGAACCCAGGAGGCGGAAGUUGCAGUGAGCUGAGAUCAUGCUACUGCACUCCAGCUUGGGCGACCGAGCGAGACUCUGACUCAAACAAAAGCAAAAGAAAAGGCAAAUCCCAAACAUAUCAUUUCACACCUCUACUAUCUCAUCUUUAAAGAAAUAAGUAUGUUUUCUAACAUAACCACAUCACUGGCCCAUGCAACCAAUGCCUGCCUAAUACCCAGCUGUGAUCUAUGCUUUGAUGGGCUGCACAGACCCCAAGCUUCAGCAAAGGACUUGGGACCCCACCAGCUUUGAGUGCUGUUGACAGACCCUUAGUAUCAACCCCAUCAGGUGUUACUGCAGCCUUCCCCAGGGUGGCCUACACCCAAUGACUGAUCCAUGCCAGGUGGAGAGGCCUGGCCAUCUUGGCUGAGCAUGGGAUAACUGUGCAGGGCUGUUCCAGCUCCACGACUCCUCGUGGGGUCCACUAAGGCUGUCGCUGGGCUCACAUCCCAACUCGACUUCUCCCUCUGCCCACUCCUAUUUCCUUCCCUUCCCCAAGCAUCGGUCCCCAGGGCACUGCUUAAUAAGCAUCCUGCAGACUAAGUCCAUUUUAGAGUCUGCUUUCUGGGACACCCAACUUGUGAUGCCAGCCCUUAAUCAACCUUCCUUCAUUCUCAUGAACGUUUUCAAUGGUUGGCUUGCCUGAAUCUGAUCCAAACAAAUUCACAUAUUGAAUUUAGUUGUUUCUUUUUGUUGGUUUUUAGAAAAAAGAAGAUGUACUUUUUAUUCUUGGAUUUUUCAUUGAUUUCACAGAGUAUAAAUUAAGUCAGAUUAUUCUCAAUUCCAGAACUUCUGUUUCUUAAAUUAGCAGGCAUUCUGUUGGUUUAAAAAGAUAGAUGUUGGCCGGGCGCGGUGGCUCACGCCUGUAAUUCCAGCACUUUGGGAGGCCAAGGUGGGUGGAUCACCUGAGGUCAGGAGUUCAAGACCAGCCUGGCCAACAUGGUGAAACCCCAUCUCUACUAAAAAUACAAAAAUUAGCUGGGUGUGGUGGUGUGCACCUGUAAUCCCAGCUACUCAGGAGGCUGAGGCAGGAGAAUCGCUUGAACCUGGGAGGCGAAGGUUGCAGUGAGCUGAGAUCAUGCCACUGCACUCCAGCCUGGGCAACAAGAGCAAGACUCCGUCUCAAAAAAAAAAAAAAGAAAAAAAAAAGAUGUGGCAGAUAGAAUUUCUCUCUUUCUCUAUCUUUCAUGACGAGGUCUCACUCUGUCGCCCAGGCUGGAGUGCAGUGGUAUGACCAUAGCUCACUGGAGCCCCAGCUGCCCGGGCUCAAGCAAUCCUCCAUCUCAGCUUACCAAGCAGCGGUGACCACAGGCAUGCACCACCAUGCCCAGCUAAUUUUUUAAAACCUAUCUUUGUAGACAUGGGGUCUCAUUCUGUUGCCCAGGCUGGCCUCAAACUCCUGACUUCAAGCAAUCCUCCUGCCUCAGCCUCCCAAAGUGUUGGGAUUACAGGCGUGAGCCACUGCACCUGGCCAGGACUUAUUUCUUUUAAACCGAAUCUAAGUAUGUUCUGGCAAGUAUGCAAUACCUAGCGGAAUGCACUGGCCUGAUCAGCAUUCAUACCAUAGUAACUGAUGUUGAAAACAGCACAAAUAAACCAGAAGUUGAAAAUGGCAAUAACAUGCUAAAAAUUUGCAAGUCAAUUUGUUACACUUGUCCAAAUCUUGAUUUUUUUUCCUUCUCUAUCGUUCCCCCCCCACCACCAGCUUUAUGGAGGUAUAAUUAGCAAAUAAAAAGUAUACAUAUUUAAGGUAUACACUGUGAUGUUUUGAUAUACAUUGUGAAAUGGUUACCAUAAUUAAGCUAAUUAAUAUAUCCAUCACCUCACAUAGCCAUGGUUAAGUUUCUGAAGUCUCUUUUAAUCUACAAAGUACUCCUUCCUUUUUUCCAUUGUCAUCACCUUGCAGAAACAGAGUCAGUUUUCCCACAUUCUGUAUUUAUCUGUUUGUUUCUUUGUGGCCGCAUGUAACACAUUCCUCUGUCUCAUUCUAAUAAAUGGACAUUAGCUCUAGAA
This is a messenger RNA of Homo sapiens (human), 5645 nucleotides long. RefSeq names its product phosphodiesterase 6A (gene PDE6A). Gene Ontology annotation, biological process: signal transduction. The record is from RefSeq and is marked reviewed. The transcript has 22 exons. Gene Ontology annotation, cellular component: plasma membrane. Gene Ontology annotation, molecular function: 3',5'-cyclic-GMP phosphodiesterase activity; phosphoric diester hydrolase activity; 3',5'-cyclic-nucleotide phosphodiesterase activity. The coding region runs from base 121 to 2703 and encodes 860 amino acids. Lineage: Eukaryota; Metazoa; Chordata; Mammalia; Primates; Hominidae.